This is a messenger RNA of Soboliphyme baturini, 866 nucleotides long. The record is from the annotation of a GenBank genome assembly. Lineage: Eukaryota; Metazoa; Nematoda; Enoplea; Dioctophymatida; Soboliphymatidae.
AUGGACACCCUCAGAUGGCUUCUAGCUGUGUGCUUUCUUUCCGUUGGCCGCACGAAAAUCCUGUUCAGCAACAACGGGUACGAAAACGUGGUCAUCGCCGUGUCCAUUGGGGACAGCGCAAAACCGCACAAGUUGAUAUCCAAGAUCAAGGCGGAAAUCAGCGCCUUUUCGACCGCGUUACUGGAGGCCACACACGGCUGGGCGUCCAUCCGGUCUGUUCGAAUCGUUAUCCCCAGCAACUGGGAUACGUUCGGUACCAAGUCUGAAACGUGUCUGUCGGUGGACGAUGCCGACAUCGAAGUCUACGACGACAGGACACGAUCACCAUUCGGCAUCUCUGUCGAACAACUUUUCGGCUGCGGAGCCGCGGGAAGCAGAAUCUCCAUCGACCAAAGCUUUUUCGGCCAGAAUAGUCGACUUUCAGGAAAGAAGCUAUUGCAAAAGUGGGCCCAGUUCAGGUAUGGAGUAUUCGACGAAUCAGUACCGAGUCCGUCCAGUGAAAAAGAAAUGAUGUCCUCGCUGUACCGGAAGUAUUAUCCGUUGAAGAUCAACUCAACCGUCAAGUGGAAGCCGUCCGUAUGCAGCACUCAUGUCCAAAGUACAGAAGCUUUGCCGGCCGGCGGAUUCUGCCUCACGAAUAGCCACUGGCUUCAGUAUCAGUGCGACGUACAGCUGGGCAAAGAACAGAAUGCUACCGCUUCGAUCAUGUUCACUACUGACAUCACUCACUUCUGCAGCGAUGACGACAAUGAGCGGAACGAAAAGCACAACAUCUACGCAAUGAACCGUCACAAUCACAUGUGUAAUUUCCGCAGCGUUUGGGCAGUCAUUUUGCAGAACAAAGACUUCGUUGGAUACCGGUGAGG